CGGAUCUGGCAGUGAUCGGACGGCCGUCGACUCCGGCGCAGUGUUACGCCGCCGUUAUAUCGUAAUCGAGAGUUCAUACCGCGUAACGUUUACCCAACAUUAUCUUGUUUUAGAGGAAGUGUUUCCGUGCGUUCAACGUUUUUAAUAAAACUAAGGUACUCUGCACUAUGUGUGACUUCUGACAAGACUUGAAUUUAGAGUUUCUGUAAUAAUGUGCUCAAUAAAAUUAAAAAUGGGAACUCUUGUGGUGACAAUAUUUGUGGUCGUGGGUGUUGUGAGUGCGACUAACUCAUCCGUACCAAUGAAUAGUUCACGGAUGACCUGGAUAAAGAACCUGCUGGAUCACCACUUAUGGGCUGAUCUCUUGGAUGGAAACCACACCGUAGCUGCCAGCUGUGAGGCUGAUCUGAAGACCUAUGUCAACGCUUUGAAUCAAGGACAGAUAUGGGCCUCGAAAAUGUUCGACGCGUCCGGCCAGUACAGCACGAAUGUAUUGUUCGGCAAUGAGUACUGGAUGGGAUCCAUCAACGCGUGCAAAGAUCUUCAGUUGAAGAAGUAUUACGAGCAAACUCCGCCAUUUGCCGCCAGCUUCUUUGUUGCCAAAGUGAAUAUAAGCGUCGAUGGAAACCAUAUUCCUAUGACUCGAUCAAUGCUAAUCGGUCAAUGCGUACCAGCGUCAUGCGAUGCGGACUCAAUGAAAGCGAUGUUCCUUCUUGCGGAGACUGCAGCGAUGACGUCAGCAGCCGCGGCAGGAAUUAAAGCCUCGGCGAACACUCUCUACGUACGACCAGUGCCCGGACCAUACAACGUUCUGAAGGACUUCAAGCUACAUAUAGUUGGAUCAGUAGCUUUAUUCGUGGCUAUAUGGAUGAUAAUUGCGUCGUUCUAUGAAGCUCAACUAGAACGACAGUACCUGGCCAAACAAACAGAAGACUUAGAGAUUGCUAAUAAUAACCACAAGAUGCCUGCGAGUAAAGAGAAUGCUUCGACGAAAACCAUCGAAUCAUCGGACGAUGAAAACAAGGACAAGGAUCUACGACGAGACAGAUGUGGGAUAUUGGCUGAAGUAUUACUGUCAUUCUCUGUGUUGUCAAAUGGACGUGCCAUUCUUAGCACUCAGCGACCUAGCGACGGCGCACUUACCUGUCUACAUGGAAUGAGAUUUCUCUCAGUACUUUGGGUUAUUAUGGUACACACUUAUCUAACCGUCUGGUAUAUAGCAGACAAUAAAACUAUGAGAGAGGUAACAGAAAGAAAUUUCCUCUAUCAGUCGGUGGGGAAUGCAUCCUACUGUGUUGACACAUUCUUUUUCAUAAGUGGCCUUUUAGUAACAGUCCUAUUUCUACGAAGCGAAGAUAAGAAGGCAAAUAGAAGGAAUAUAAAAUUGCCUCCAUCAGAUAAGGAUAUAAAUAAAAAUAUCAAUGGCUACACAAACUCAUCACUGUCAGUGUCGGAAAUAAGCCAGCAGUCGUUUUACGAAGAUAUAUUGGACAAACCGAAAACCAACAAAUUUACAAUAACAGAAGUUUCUGGAAUAUUUAAAUCAUUUCUAGUCCUACUCUCCUAUAGAUUAGUUAGAUUAACACCAGCAUAUGCAUUCGUGAUUGGUGUAAAUGAAUUAGCUCUGAGGUAUACGCAUAACACAACAGUUUUUGAACCGGCCAUUUUUGAUCACAUCAAUUGCGAUAAAUUUUGGUGGAGAAAUGUUCUAUACAUAAACAACUUCUUUCCGCAACGAGAGAUGUGUAUGGUAUGGUCUUGGUAUAUGGCCAAUGACACGCAGUUCUACGUCGUUGGUAUCAUCUUGUUAUUAGUAUCAGUUAAGCACUUAAAAUUUGCUACUAUAUCAUUAAUGGUAGUGAUGGCAAGUUCUUGGGUAACGACAAUUUACAUUUCUCUUUGGCAUCAGUACAAGGCUCGGAUACAGGAGCCCUUCGAGAUGUUUGACCCUCUUUACGAUAAGCCCUGGUCCAGAAUAGGCCCUUAUUUGAUUGGAAUGCUCGUGGGGUGGUUUUUACAUAAGACAAAAUGUCAAGUAAGGAUACCAUACUGGUUAUCAGCGUUUGCGUGGCCCGCGUCAUUUGCAAUCAUGGGGAGUGUCAUAUUCGGUAUGGUGGAUGGCUACUUUGAAGUGUGGCCAACGGCUUUCUACGUCAGCAUUGGACAUACAGGUUGGGGCAUAGCUCUCGCUUGGGUGGCGAUAGCAUGCUGCUGUGGCUACGGAGGACUCAUCAAUUCAUUUCUAUCGUACAACGGCUUCCUCCCUCUCAGUAGACUCACGUACUGCGCGUACCUCAUCCAUCCCACCGUCAUGAUGUUCACCUCCUUCCUCCUGGAUGGACCCAUGCACUUACAAAACUCUAUUGUUCUAACAAUGUACGCGGGAUAUGCAGCUAUGGCAUUCUUAGCUUCAUUUAUUAUUUCCCUCUCAUUCGAAGCACCAGCAGUCCGACUUCUGAAGAUAAUCAGCGGAGGAGGCAAGAGAAAAUGACGCUGAUGUGGAUUGAAAAAUAUCUUCCGCUAAAUGUGGCACCAAGGUUAUGAACCACAUUCGUAUUUAAAAAAAUACAGACAGAAAAUCGAUAGAAAAAUAUCGGAUGAAUAUUAUAUAAGUAAACACAAUUGUUUCUUGAAUUAAUUUUAAAAUCAAAGCAUUUUGUCAUCGUUAUAUUCCAAAGGGUUAGAUUAAUUUUGUAAUUAGUGGAUCGUUAAGUAUCAAAUUGUGACCGAAAUACUUUGGUUAAAAUUAUUCAUUUAUAUGUUAGGAUUAGAAUAAAAUUGUAGAAGGUGUAAUAAAUCAUAUAUUAUUAAGUUAAAUAGUCAAAUAUAGUUACCAUAUAGUUUACCAUUAAUUAUAUUAGUAAAAUAUUGUAAAUAUUGUGUAGAAUAUUGUGGUUAUAAAAUGUUGGUUUCAAUACAAACAUAUUUAAAAGAUAUUAAAUUAAAUAUAAAACAUAAAAGACAGUUUUGUGACGAAGUUUUAUAUAAUUUUUAUUACAUAAAAGCACAUUAUCAUCAGCCGGAAGACGUCCACUGCUGGCAAAGGCCUCCCCUAAUAAUUCCCGGACGAUCGGUCCUGCGCUGCCCUCAUCCAACGUAUUCCAGCGAUCUUGACAAGAUCGUCCGUCCAUCUUGUGGGGGCCUACCAACACUGGGUCUUCCGGUACUUUGUCGGCAUUCGAGGACGCUACAGCCCCAACUGCCUUCUGUCCGUUGAACUAUCGAACUAUGUGCCCUGCCCACUGCCACUUCAGAUUCGCAAUCAUUUGAGGUAUGUCGGUGACUUUGGGUCUCCUACAAUAAAUUCAUAUAUUAAAAUUAAUCUGUGAUUCCUGAUUGUAGAGUUCUGUAGUAUGUAUAAUCUACAAUUUAUGUGUGCAUCUUAACACUCAAUGGCAUCUUUAAAAUUUUGUAACAUACGCUUCAUAUUAUUUUACAUUGAAAUUAAUAAAAUACAAAAUAGUUACUGAUAACAAUAUGUGAUACCAAUAUCUUUCUUAUUUCUUGUAGUAUUAUUUUUACAACGAUUUACUACGCAACACGGUAUUUUAAUUUCAAUAAAUUAGCAAAGUUUAACAGAACAUGCGGCACGUCAAGGUCAUACAUCGUUCGAGACUGGCUGGAGUACGCCCUAUUGGGAGUAGUAUUAGUUGCACUUUGCAACUACGCCUGCAGUAUCUUCUUGGAGCGCAGCGGCGACCAAUCUUUAAUCUAAGCAUUCAGUAUAUGCCUGUUCAAUGUAUGUGACAAUUUAUUUAAAAAAAAUAUAUGUUUCAAAUUUUAAUUAACAAUUUCUUUUAUCCUGAUGUUUUAUAAAAUAUGGACUUUGUUAUAUUAUGAACGAAAUUUGAUUUCUAAUUUGUGAUAUUACCUUAAACGAUAUGACAAAAAUAUCAUUCCUGUCUACAACUCGACAGAUUUUGUAAAUAUUAUCUUUAUGUAAAAUAAAUAAUUUAAUUCUAGUCGUUAAUAA
Leptidea sinapis is the source of this 3973-nucleotide messenger RNA. Its product is annotated as nose resistant to fluoxetine protein 6-like. The record is from RefSeq and is a predicted model, not a curated record. NCBI's taxonomy places the organism in Eukaryota, Metazoa, Arthropoda, Insecta, Lepidoptera, Pieridae. The transcript is spliced from 13 exons. Bases 212 to 2491 code for a protein of 759 amino acids.